UUCCCUUGCUUGAAGCAAAAGACGAAACCGCAGUUGGAGGAUGCAAAGAGAUCUUGCAGGGAUAUCUGAGCGGACAACUGUCGUCUGUUUUGGGGAUUUAUCACAUGAAGUCUCUACGGCGGGAUUUUGAAAGUUUCUCUAAAUCAAUAAAGCAGAAAUUAAAAGAUAUGGAGGAAAAAAGUAGACUGUACACAGAUAAGUCAAUAUCGAAAAUAAAGGCAGAUCUCACAUCAGAUCUCAGUGUUGGAGGUGUUAAGAAUGUUAGUGCUGUAUACGUUCGAUGGGGAAAGAAGAUUUGUCCACAAAACGUAGAACUCGUAUACUCAGGUUAUGCCGGAGGGUCGUACUAUACACAUACCGGGGCUGCCGUGGAGCCUUUGUGUCUCCCUAAGGACCCUCAGUGGGGGUAUUACAAGGACGGGUUUGAUGGAUACAAGCAGUUCAUAUAUGGAGCAGAAUUCAGGACAUACGAUUUCAGGAAGUCUCUGAGCUUACACGAUGUGCCGUGCUCUGUGUGUCGAGUUUACGGGAAAUCAGCUGUAUACACCGUCCCAGCAAGAAACACUUGUCAUAGAGGCUGGACCUUGGAAUACAGCGGAUAUCUGAUGUCUGGUUAUCAUGCUGCCAAAGCUGCUUCUAAAUUUACCUGUGUGGACAAAAGAUCCAGAUAACGUUACAGGGGGCGGAUCAGAAGGAUACGGGUACCUGUUGUACCCCGUUGAGGCGAGCUGUGGGUCCCUGAAAUGUCCCCCAUACGUUGGAGGAAGAGAACUCACUUGUGCCGUUUGCUCUG
Saccostrea cuccullata (small rock oyster) is the source of this 793-nucleotide messenger RNA. RefSeq names its product short-chain collagen C4-like. The transcript is spliced from 4 exons. Bases 105 to 671 code for a protein of 188 amino acids. The record is from RefSeq and is a predicted model, not a curated record. Lineage: Eukaryota; Metazoa; Mollusca; Bivalvia; Ostreida; Ostreidae.